AUGGCUCUUGCUCCGGCUCCGACGCGUCUACGCCAGAUUGCACUUGUCGCGAAGGAUAUCGAACGCGCGAAGCAGCAGCUUACAUACGUUCUAGGAACAGAAGUCGUCUUCGAGGAUCCAGCUGUCGAGCAAUGGGGGUUGAAGAACUUCCUCAUACCAAUCGGCGGCGACUUCAUCGAGGUGGUCUCGCCCAUUAAGCCAGGGACGACUGCCGGACGGCUGAUCGAGAAGCGCGGUGACGGCGGAUACAUGAUCAUCAUGCAGACCGAAGACGCGAAGAAGCGAUGCGAAUACAUCGAAGCGAAGAGACUGUCGAGAGUCAUCUUUGAGCAUAGUUACGCGGAUUCGGUGUGCAUUCAGUACCAUCCAAAGGGCAUCAAGGGUGGCAUGAUGCCAGAACUCGAUUCCCACGUACCAGGUCCGAAGAAUCCUACGCCAGUUCAGACCCGCUUCUCCCCAUGGCACGCCUGCGGUUCAGACAUCGACCGCUAUAGGGCCGGCAUGGAGCGGACCGAACACCUUACGCUAGAGGGCUGUGUACUGCGCUUGCAGCCCGGCGACCUUGGCCACGAAGCGGCCGCACGGGAGUGGGAAGCGAUAUUUGGCGUCGUGCGAAGUCGUGACCUGCUGGCCUUCACAAACGCCAGGCUGGGUUUCAUACCAGGGAGACAAGGGCAUCCAGAGGGCCUUGUGUCGAUCACGAUCGGCGUCAAGGGCCAGGAUAAAUAUGAUGCAAUACUGGAGAGGGCCCGACAGGCGGGCGUUCGUGGGAACGACGGGAUCGACAUGUGCGGUGUCAAGUGGUACCUUGCCCUGACAGGUCACAGUGCAACUAAGGGGAAGCUGUAG
Molecule: messenger RNA, 849 nt
Organism: Alternaria viburni
Lineage: Eukaryota; Fungi; Ascomycota; Dothideomycetes; Pleosporales; Pleosporaceae
Exons: 4
Coding region: 1-849 (282 amino acids)
Source: RefSeq, a predicted model, not a curated record